UUUACUGGCUGCACAUAUCACCUCUGGAAGGAAGGCCCCGGGAUAUCGAAUUACUGCUUGUAACUGAUUCCAUUCAGUGUGUAUAUGGAUGGCAUGGUUCAUAUAGGCUUCAUUGGCCGAUAAUUAGGCUGGUUACAUUUCCGGUGUGUACCUUGGCAUUGAUUCUUUCUAUAGUUAUGAAGGGUUUGAGUAGGUAUUUGUGGCUCAGGAUACAAGCUACUGCGCUACGAUGUUGCUCGGAUGUUCAAGGUCUCUGUGCCUUGAGCAGGCGGUCAAAGCGUUUCAACAGCACCUGCCGUGAUGUCAAGGUGGCGCCAAGUGAGCUUUGCGAUAUAUUCAAGAAUGUGGAUAUCCACCGUAUAGUGAUUCUCGAGAAAGUAACCAAGUAUGACCUCGAGCGCCGCAAUGGAUUGUCCGAUUCUGAAAUCCGCGACAGGUUUCCCCUGGCAUACAGGACGCACCAAACCCACACAAAGAUAAUGGAAGCUAUUGUGCGUCAACUGAAGGAACGCUAUUCCUUGGAUACCAUGGUUAUCAAGGCCCAAUCGCACAACUUAACUUUAUCUGACCUUGAGAAAUCAUCAUUUCCACCUGAUUUGAUAAUUAGUGCUGGUGGUGACGGUACAUUCCUCGAGGCUGCUUCAAUGAUCCCACCUACUAAUCCUAGUAAUAAACGCUUGUUCAUUGUCGGUAUCAAUACCGACCCCGAGAGGUCUGUGGGUGCCCUAUGUUUGUCAUAUUUCAAGCGCGGUACUAAUGUAUUCAAUCGUUACGGCAAUAGUCAAUCGCAGCAGAGCAACCGGGAGCGUGAGGAGCUGCCUAAGCAGAAUAUGAUACGCUUCAGCGAGACCGGUGCCUUAGUUCGUAAGGAGUGUACAUCAGAUACCAUCGGUGAGAAGGAAUGGGCUGACAUCUCAAGUGCUUCAUUUUGCGGCAUGCACCCUACUGUUACUGACCAGAAUGAGGGUCACUGCACUGUGUUAUCACGCCACACUGCAAAUAUCUACAACUUGACAUAUGACGAAUAUGUUGGCAAUUUACUAGAACGCCUGAUAGUCAAGCGUGACUAUGAGCCGAUAUCAAGGCAACGCAUCAGGAUAAAGAUGUUCAAAAGGGACCAAAGCAGCCCUACGGGCAUUGAGCACAAUAAAGGAGAUGCCGCCUGUAUUGAGGAGAAGCUUUUCUGCAACCGCGACUCUCAGUUUAGCUGUGAUGAAUUGAAUCACGAAUCGUGCGACGUAGAUUCUGGCAUAUUGCCAUACGGUGCCGUCAACGAGGUGAUAAUCGCUGACGAGAACUUGGAGCGUACAUUCUACGGUUUGGUGCAGGUUGACUCCUCGCAUAUCAUGCGCGUGAAGAGCAGCGGCGUGCUGAUAUCAACUGGCACGGGCUCCACUGCGUGGGCAUAUAACAUGUGCAAGAUGAACAUGAGCAACGGUGUGAACCUAUUCAAAUCGCUAAUGAGCCACCCUUCAUUCCCCAAGGGCGCUGCGAAACACAUUGACGUGGACAUGAUGAAAGAGGCUGUGGAAUCGCAUAACGCCAAUCUAGUGUUCCCUCCAUCCGAGAACACACUGAAAUGUAUAAUACGUGAGGCCAUAUAUGAGACGUCGACAGUUGAUGAAUCUGCAUACAUGGGCACGCAAGUGAAGCUUCUUGCGCUAUCCAAGAAUGCAAGCAUGUACAUUGAUGGCUCCAAGGUCCUCAAACUGGACUACGGUGAUGUUGUCGUGCUAAAGACAUUUGAUUCUGACACCAUCUGGAGCUGUGUGUGAUAUUCAGAUAUCACCGUUAU
Babesia bovis T2Bo is the source of this 1795-nucleotide messenger RNA. RefSeq lists its product as uncharacterized. The transcript is spliced from 5 exons. Gene Ontology annotation, biological process: NAD+ metabolic process. Gene Ontology annotation, molecular function: NAD+ kinase activity. Gene Ontology annotation, cellular component: mitochondrion. The record is from RefSeq and is a predicted model, not a curated record. NCBI's taxonomy places the organism in Eukaryota, Apicomplexa, Aconoidasida, Piroplasmida, Babesiidae. The coding region runs from base 177 to 1775 and encodes 532 amino acids.